Myxozyma melibiosi is the source of this 1807-nucleotide messenger RNA. RefSeq names its product tubulin domain-containing protein. Gene Ontology annotation, cellular component: mitochondrion; cytoplasm. Gene Ontology annotation, biological process: mitochondrion organization. Bases 139 to 1740 code for a protein of 533 amino acids. NCBI's taxonomy places the organism in Eukaryota, Fungi, Ascomycota, Lipomycetes, Lipomycetales, Lipomycetaceae. The transcript is spliced from 2 exons. The record is from RefSeq and is a predicted model, not a curated record.
AGUAAACACGACGCCCGUGCAAGUCCUCGCAGCCACUUAGUUGCCCUCAAACGUACGUCAUCCGCGCCGCACCAAAGAAGGUCUCGAGACUUUUUUCUCUGCCUUUGAUGCAAUGACACUGCUUUUGAGCUUUUGACGAUGCGGGAACUGCUCCAUCUCUCGUUCUCGGCGGCUGCGAACCACGUCACCACUCACUUCUUCAACACACAGGAGGCGUACUUCACGUACGAAGAGGAUACAAGUACAAACUACACCAUCGCCCAUGAGAACAAUGAGAAGAAAAGCAAGGCUCCUGGUCGGACAAAGAUCGAUAGCUAUAUAAGUUUCAGACCUGGGCUUGCUAGCGAUGGAGUGACAGAGACGUUUACGCCUCGAAGUUUGCUGUGGGAUCUCAAAGGUGGACAUGGGUCGCUGAAGAAAUACAAUGCACUCUACGACUCAGUGCCUGACAUACCAACAAAAGUGACCAAAAUCGAACAGCCGCGCAUUGAGGAGAGCAACUACAUCAAGGCCCUCAACAUGACUGGCAGCACGCUGAGCCCCGAUCUGCCGCGACUAUCUGCCAGUACGGCCAGAUACUGGGCCGACUACUGCAACGUCUUCCAUCACCCGCGCUCGCUGCUUGAGGUUGGUAGCUACGUGUAUGACCCCGUCCGAGCGCCAAAGGGCCUUGUCAGAGGAGUUCCUCUCAGCGAGGACCCGGCCCGACGUGCAAACUCCGAGUUUCGAGGGUGGCAGACUGGCGUGGACGAGUUCAAGCGCGAGGCCAGCGACGCCGGGGAAGAGGCGCUGGAUACACAGUUCAGAAACAUGCUGGAAGAGUGCGACAUGCUAGGCGGUGUCAACGUCGUCGUCGACGUGGACUCGGCGUGGGGCGGGUUUGCCAGCGAGGCCUUGGAAUUGAUUCGGGACGAUUACAUCGCAAAGAGUACGAUUGCGGUCUGGGGAAUGGAGGAUCGGGGAGAUCUGCAGCGCGACGAGCAGGCUUCGCGCAUAGAGACAGUGCUCGCGCUGUCUGCGGCUGCGACGGCGUACAUCCCGCUGGCGCUGCCGGAUCGAUGCGGUCUGCUGAGUGACGUGGGCAGUCUAUGGGAAGCCGGAGCGCUGUUCAAUCUUGCGUUUGAGACGCUCACGCUUCCGGCUCGGGUCAGAGCAGGCGACCCCGCGCGGGCGGAUAUGCUGGAGAUCAUAGAGGCGGCUACGUUUGGGAUUGAAGGCGAGCGGCAGUUUGUGUCAGACGUGCGAGUGGCUGCGGGCGAUGAGAGCGUCGCGCUCGGAGGACAGAACUCGGUGAACGACGGCUGGAUGGACGCGCGGACACGGCGACAGCGCGCGUACAGACGGGAGAAGAAGUCAUCAGCCGCGUCAUCGUUUGGGUCUACGGGCGUCGUCCGCGGCUACGCGUCCGCGAGCGCUCUGACAGACGCAUGGGCGCGGUUUCCCGCAGACGAGAAGUGGAAGUUGAUGCGGGAAGCGCGGCUGGCGUGGCCGCUUCUGACGUCUGCGCCCGCGAUGAGUAUCGCUGCGGGCGACGUAGUGAGUGCGGGCGCGCGCAGCACGACGAGGACGGCCGCGACGCUCGCGCAGAUGGCGGAGUUUGUGGAGCAGUGCUGGAGGAGCACGAGCAGCGGGCGGCACGGGAGCAGCGACCGCGGCGAGGUGCUCGAGGAGCUGGACGAGGCGCGGCAGCCGUACGUGGACGAGUUCGAGGACGAGUCCGAGGAGGAGGAGGAGGAGUAGCGUAGUCAUGAAUGACAUAAUCCACAAUCACGUGUUUAAGGUUUCCGGCGAGACUCGGCAGCGCACU